GUGCACAUUGUCCAUCUCCUUCCUUCCUUCUUUUACUUCCUUGUUAGUCGUUCGUUAGAGCUGUGCUCAUAGUCAUUCACUUCACCACCACCACUACAAAAGGAACAAUGAAAGCCUUCAUCGCCCUCACCCUCCUCGGCACCGCCCUCGCCGCACCAACCUCCACCCUCCGGGACCGCGAUUUCGACCUCUCCUCGCUCACAUCGGGCCUCUCAGCCCUGAGCUCCGGAUCGGCCGCCACCUCGGGAUCAACCGAGGCAGCGGGGUCGGGGUCGGGAACCACCUCCAGCUCCAGCGGCCUUAGUGCCCUGGCUUCGUUGUUCCCGUCUAGCAGCAGCACCAGCAGCGAUGCCACCAGCAGUGGUAGCAGCAGCAGCAGCAGCAGCGACGGGCUGAGUAGCCUGUUGAGUUCGUUUUCCAGUGGAAGCGGCUCCAUGACCGAAAACGGCGUGACCCAACACUCCGGCAGCUGCAAAAAGCUGACCUUUAUUUUUGCCCGGGGAACCACCGAAAUGGGAAACAUGGGGAGCGUGGUCGGACCCGAAGUCGCUAGUCAAUUGGCUUCUUUGACGGGGAAUCAGGUUACCGUGCAGGGGGUGAAUUAUCCUGCUGAUUGGGAGGGCAACAUGUCCCUCGGCUCCUCCGGCGGUCCCACCAUGGCCUCGUACGUGAAAGAAGCCCUCCAGCAAUGUCCCUCUACCAAGGUAGUUUUGGGUGGAUACUCCCAGGGAUCGAUGGUCGUGCAUUAUGCUGCGAACCAGUUGAGUGCGGGACAGUUGUCUGGGGCGGUUCUCUUCGGUGAUCCGUUGAAGAUGGAGGGUGUGGGGAAGCUGUCUUCCUCGAAGGUUAAGGAGUUCUGUGCGAGUGGUGACCCGGUCUGUGAGAAUGGGUUUAAUGUCAUGGCGCAUUUGUCGUAUGGGUCGGAUGCGAAGGAGGCGGCGACUUUCUUGGUGCAGGCUGCGGGACUUUCUUGAUUUAUUCUAU
Aspergillus sclerotioniger CBS 115572 is the source of this 984-nucleotide messenger RNA. Its product is annotated as carbohydrate esterase family 5 protein. The transcript is spliced from 3 exons. Gene Ontology annotation, biological process: carbohydrate catabolic process. Gene Ontology annotation, cellular component: extracellular region. Bases 108 to 974 code for a protein of 288 amino acids. NCBI's taxonomy places the organism in Eukaryota, Fungi, Ascomycota, Eurotiomycetes, Eurotiales, Aspergillaceae. The record is from RefSeq and is a predicted model, not a curated record. Gene Ontology annotation, molecular function: cutinase activity.